UUUCAGUUCUAUUUGACGACCCCACGAAUAUUGGAGAAACUAUGAAGAGAUUCAAGAAAAUAUCCAAUGAUGAAGAAGUUUCUUCGUAUCGAGCUGUUUCAAAGGGUCAAGAGUUGAAAUGGGGUCUGGAUCCAAUGACACUCAGGGGUUUUAUAGUUGUUCUCUUGAUGGUUCUUACUGUUAUUUUCUCCAUUGCCUUCAUUUUCGGGGACUUGCCUUCUGAUUGCUUGUGGACUUUUGGUGAAGCAAGAUUUUUUGAUAUUAAACCUUCAAAAGUUUCUGAUGAGAAUAUUCUGACAGUGCCAAAAGACAAACUACUAGGUGGCCUUCUUCCUUCUGGUUUUGAUGAAACAUCUUGUCGGAGUAGGUAUGAAUCACUCCUAUACAACAAACGUCUGCAGCAUAAGCCGUCCUCUUAUCUUAUCUCAGCGUUAAGAAGAUACGAAGCUCUUCACAAGCAAUGCGGACCUUAUACAGAAUUAUAUAACAGAACAGUCGACCUUAUAAAGUCCGGUGAAUACAGUAGUGCAUCUUCAGUUUGUAAUUAUGUAGUUUGGAUAUCGUUUAGUGGUUUAGGGAACAGGAUACUAACCUUAACUUCUGCUUUCCUUUAUGCUCUUCUCACAAAUAGAGUCCUUCUUGUUGAUCCCAGAGUUAACUUACCUGACCUGUUCUGUGAACCUUUUCCUGAAGUUUCUUGGUUACUUCCUCCAGAUUUUCCAAUAAUUGAUAAGUUUAGUAGUUUUAAUCAGAAGUCUCAACAUUCUUAUGGUUAUAUGGUGAGAAAUAAUGUCAUAGGAAAUUCAAGAAUACCUUCAUUCCUCUACCUUCAUUUAAAUCAUGACUUUGAUGAGCAAGACAAAUUAUUUUUCUGUGACACUGACCAAACUUUUCUCCAAAAAGUCCCUUGGCUAUUUGUGAAGUCAAAUACCUAUUAUGUGCCGGCUCUUUUCUUGAUCCCAUCUUUUGAGAAAGAGCUAAACAAUCUUUUUCCAGAGAAAGAAACUGUUUUCCAAUUUUUGGGCAAGUACCUUUUUCAUCCCACAAAUUCUGUAUGGGGACUUAUUACUAGGUACUAUCAAGCUUACUUAGCCCAAGCAGAUGAAAAAAUAGGCAUUCAAAUUAGAGUUUUUGAUUUUGGUGUAGGUUAUUUAAAAUUUGUAUUGGAUCAAAUCUUAGAUUGUACAACAAAGGAGAAUCUAUUGCCACCGGUUAACCUGAAUGAGCCUAUAGUCAAUUCGUCUGGCAAGACGAAGACUACAAGUGUAUUGGUGACAUCGCUAAAUUCACGAUAUUUCGAGGAGAUUAGGAACAUAUAUUGGGAGAAUCCUACUGUGACAGGAGAAAUUGUUAGUGUUUUCCAGCCAAGUCAUGAAGAGCGUCAACAAACUGAGAAGCUGAUGCAUGACAGAAAGGCAUGGGCAGAAAUGUAUUUGCUGAGUUUAACUGAUAAGUUGGUUACAAGUGCAUGGUCUACUUUUGGAUAUGUGGCUCAGGGUCUUGGAGGUUUGAAGCCAUGGAUUUUGUAUAAGUUUGAGAAUGGGACAAUCCAUAAUCCGCCUUGUUUUCGAGCUGUGUCGUUGGAGCCAUGUUAUCAUUCUCCUCCGUACUACGAUUGCAAGAAAAAAAAAAGAAGUUAUAACGCAGUUAACAUUGUUCCUCAUGUGAAACAUUGUGAGGAUAAUAGCUGGGGUUUCAAGUUAUUUGAUCGGAAUGGUGAAUUGUAACCAUGCAAUUAUAACUAUGGAGGUUAAUAACACAUUAGA
Lycium barbarum (goji berry) is the source of this 1766-nucleotide messenger RNA. Its product is annotated as galactoside 2-alpha-L-fucosyltransferase-like. Gene Ontology annotation, molecular function: galactoside 2-alpha-L-fucosyltransferase activity. The record is from RefSeq and is a predicted model, not a curated record. Gene Ontology annotation, biological process: xyloglucan biosynthetic process; cell wall biogenesis. The transcript is spliced from 2 exons. Lineage: Eukaryota; Viridiplantae; Streptophyta; Magnoliopsida; Solanales; Solanaceae. The coding region runs from base 42 to 1727 and encodes 561 amino acids. Gene Ontology annotation, cellular component: membrane; Golgi apparatus.